Messenger RNA from Nerophis lumbriciformis (worm pipefish), 726 nucleotides. The record is from RefSeq and is a predicted model, not a curated record. Lineage: Eukaryota; Metazoa; Chordata; Actinopteri; Syngnathiformes; Syngnathidae.
AUGGCGGCGACCUUGUGUGGGAAAUUAUUACCUAAAAAAGGAUGGCUCCCCCUGACUCAAAGCAUCCGACACGGUUCCAAAGCCGUCACCCGCCAUAGAAAACCGAUGCACUUCCUCAAACAGAAGCUGAUGGCCGUGACGGAGUACAUCCCACCGAAACGGGGCCCUCCCCCUGGCGCGUAUCGGCCGCAAACCCCUGUUUCCCAGGAGCAGGAGAGCCCCUUUACGAGGAUGCUCAAGCGAGACCUAGCUGCAGUCUUCCAGGACUGCAAGAUGGUUGCCGUGGUGCAGAACAACGGCUCCACCUCUGAAGACAUGUUGAUGCUGAAGAACAGGUUGCACAAGCACGGCAUUAAGGUCAAGUUCUUCCCCAACGAGGUGAAGCGAUCCUUUAUCCGUGGGAGCAUCUAUAGCAACAUGGCGCCUCUGUUUAUCGGACCCACGGUGCUUUUGGUCAGCGAAGAGCCCAAAGCCAAGGAAAUGCUGUCCACGCUGCGAGUCAGUCCGCAGAUGGUCCUAUUAGGAGCAUGCAUAGACGGCACUCUGCUGAGCGUACAAGGCGUGGCGAACUACGCCAGGCUGUCCAAGCUCGCCGUGGUUCAAGGCGAGCUAGCUGGCGGUCUUAGUGCGCCGGCGUCGCUCACCGCCAACUUGAUGCGACGACAUCCCGCUCAUUUGACAGCGUUGCUGCGACAGUACGUAGAGCAGCAAGGUAAAGAGGCCUGA